AUGUCACCGACGGUGGUAGAGAAGCCGGCGAUUAUGGGUGAAGUUCGCGCUUUGCACAAGGCUAUGCAGAAGGAGUACCAGGAACGCCUUGCUCGUAUUACCGAGAGCUACAACACACCCAAUGACGCUUUGAAGCAUUUCAAACUACCAUUCAUGCUUAUCUACAACGCACGCGAUUGCACCGAACUUUGCUUACAAGAUGGAUAUUUCCGUUGUAUCUGUAAAGAAAACAAAGUUGUCAAGUCGAUUCCUGGAUUCAAAAAACAUGUUGAACACAGCAAAGCCUGUUCACCGUUGGAAACAAUUGAUUCUUAUCGGCGAUCUGAUGACGAGAUCAGUGAUGAGGAACUCGAAUUUUAG
This is a messenger RNA of Zychaea mexicana, 360 nucleotides long. RefSeq lists its product as uncharacterized. The transcript has 3 exons. Lineage: Eukaryota; Fungi; Mucoromycota; Mucoromycetes; Mucorales; Lichtheimiaceae. The record is from RefSeq and is a predicted model, not a curated record. Bases 1 to 360 code for a protein of 119 amino acids.